Molecule: messenger RNA, 294 nt
Organism: Macrosiphum euphorbiae (potato aphid)
Lineage: Eukaryota; Metazoa; Arthropoda; Insecta; Hemiptera; Aphididae
Source: the annotation of a GenBank genome assembly
AUGGGGCCCAACCCAGUGUUUGGAUAUCGAGCACAUAAUAAAGUGUUUAACAAAUGUCAAGAAAAUCAACUUGCUGAUUAUAUUAAAAACUCAGCAGACCUGUAUUUUGGGCUAUCGCCUACAGCCAUUAGAAAAUUAGCUUUUAGUUUUUCUCUGAAAAUAAAUUUAAAAGUACCAAAAAAAACUGGAUUGAUAAAGAGCAAGCAGGAAUUGAUUGGUUUUCAGCCUUCCUUAAAAGAAAUCCAACACUGUCCAUUCGCCAGCCAGAAGCUACAAGCAUCUCAAGAGCUAUGA